AUGGAGGACCAGCAUGUGAUGCUGCGCGUCUUGCAUGCGGAGGAGGAGGAGGGCGGCUGCAGCACCAGCGCGUCGGCGCCGGCCGCCGACCCAGCGCUGCGCUACGCUUCCGUCUUGGACGGCCACGGAGGGACCCGGUGCGUGACCUUCAUUGCGAGCGCGCUGCCCGCCACGCUCGCGGCAGACCCGUCGAUAAGCGCCGCUGCGCUGUCGGCGUGCGACGCGCCCGCCACGCUCCUCGGCGCCGCCCUCCACCGCGCCUUCGUCGCGACCGACCGCUCCUUCCUGGACGGGAUUCGCGAGACGGGCCGCAACGACGGCGCCACGGCUCUCUGCGUGCUGCUUCGCGAGGCCACCCUGUCCAUCGCAAACGUUGGCGACACGCGCGCCGUGCUCGGGCGGCGGCGCCUCACCGAGGGGCGAGGAGGCUCCUCGAUGCGCGAGCGCGGGCUCGAGGCGGUCCGACUGUCGCUCGACCACAAGCCAAACUUGCCGGAGGAGGCCGCGCGCGUGCGAGCCAACGGAGGCGACGUCAAGCAGGUGCGCGGCGUCUGGCGCGUCGGAGUCUUCGGCGGCAGAGGCAAGGAGCCGAGCCCCUCGAAGGCGAGCCCGCCGCAAGGCUUCGUGCCCAGCGCCGAGUUUGCCGGCGCCAGGCCCGGGCUGGUCUUCAAGCUCGGCGACGGAGGAGUCGGCUACUACCCCGACCCGCCCGCCGCGCGCCCACCGGGCAAGGGCAGUCCGGGCAAGGGCCGGGCGAGCCCGACCAAGACCAAGGGCAGCCCGGGCAAGACCUCCAAGACGAGCCUCGCAAUCUCGCGCGCCUUCGGCAACCUCGAGCUCAAGGAGCAGGCGGCGGCCGGGCCGCUAGUCUGCUCCGAGCCGCACGUCGCCUCCCUCUCCCUCGACCCCGCCACCGACCGCCUCAUCAUCCUCGCGACCGACGGCCUCUGGGACGUGUUGAGCGACGCGGAGGCGGCGCAGGGCUGGUGCGACAACACGUCGGUGCUCGUGCUCUGGAUUGGCUGGUGA
Emiliania huxleyi CCMP1516 is the source of this 1029-nucleotide messenger RNA. RefSeq lists its product as hypothetical. The coding region runs from base 1 to 1029 and encodes 342 amino acids. The record is from RefSeq and is a predicted model, not a curated record. Gene Ontology annotation, biological process: protein dephosphorylation. The transcript is spliced from 2 exons. Gene Ontology annotation, molecular function: protein serine/threonine phosphatase activity. Lineage: Eukaryota; Haptophyta; Isochrysidales; Noelaerhabdaceae.